Messenger RNA from Penicillium cinerascens, 801 nucleotides. RefSeq lists its product as uncharacterized. Bases 1 to 801 code for a protein of 266 amino acids. Lineage: Eukaryota; Fungi; Ascomycota; Eurotiomycetes; Eurotiales; Aspergillaceae. The transcript has a single exon. The record is from RefSeq and is a predicted model, not a curated record.
AUGACUAUCGCUCACUACGGUGUCUGGGCUUGUACUCCCACCAACUACACUGCUCAGACCGAGCAGCAAGACCCCAAAUCCCCUCACAUCUACCUCCACUUUACCGACGACCCCUCAUCCAGUAAGAAGCUUGAGGCUGCCAUCAACGUCAAGUCGACCAGCAAGGACACUCGUCUUGUCUUCUGGCUCAACCGCAACUUCUCCCACCCCAUCACCGAGCAGCUCUCUAAGCUGAACCUAGGCUUCCACCUUGCCCAGGAAAGCGGUUCAGCCCAGAACGACAGCACCCACGACAGCCAUGACGGCCACGACAGCCACGACAGACACGACAGACACGACAGAUACGGCAGAUACGACGGACACGACAGAUACGACCAUCACAACCGUCACCAUCGUCACAACCGUCGGCAAACCUCCACCCUGCAGGGCCUUGAUUUCAUCCGGACCAAGAACCUCGUCGAUAUCAAGGCUGGCAAGGUUCUGGCGCCCGAUAACACCGACCCCAAUAACGAUAUUCUGGAUGAUCUGGAUCCCAUCCUCACGGAUGCGAUCAACAAAAAGGCGACUGCUUAUAUCUUCGGAUCAUCUUAUGGAACGGGUAUCCACGAUAUUCACAUGAACCAGGGUAGUUUGCCCAGCUACUCCAACGGCAUCUAUGAAGAUGGAGCCCUGUUGUUCGAGUUCGAAGAUGGGCACUGGGAGGCUGUCUUCUUGGCCUUUGCAUCGCAGAGGAUCCCGACCAACGACCAGGGUGAAUAUGAGCCUAACAGCGAGUCUCUUGCGGAUAUCCUGGGUCAAUAA